Molecule: messenger RNA, 3952 nt
Organism: Acipenser ruthenus (sterlet)
Lineage: Eukaryota; Metazoa; Chordata; Actinopteri; Acipenseriformes; Acipenseridae
Product: kelch-like protein 31
Exons: 3
Coding region: 158-2062 (634 amino acids)
Biological process (GO): negative regulation of protein phosphorylation
Cellular component (GO): cytoplasm; nucleus
Molecular function (GO): protein binding
Source: RefSeq, a predicted model, not a curated record
GGGUCUGCAGUGUGGUACCGUUGGGUUUCACAAUUCUCUUGUCACUCCCCACCAGUACUGCGACUUGCAGGUACCUGUCACUGCCAUCCUUUUUGUCUCAUUUGAAGCACUGUUCAUAAGCUAUAUAAGGUCUUGGCUGUGACCAACAAUUGCAGUCAUGGCACCUAAAAAGAAGAAUGUCAAAAAGAACAAAGGCGAUAUCAAUGAGAUGACCAUCAUCGUUGAGGAUGGACCUUUGAGCAAAUUAAAUGGGUUAAACACUCUUAUAGAGGGUGGCAAUGGCUUCAGCUGCAUCUCUGCUGAGGUAACAGAUGCUUCCUAUGGGCCAAGCCUCAUGGAAGGCCUAAGCAAGAUGAAACAAGAAGGCUUUUUGUGCGACUUGACCAUUGCCACCAAAACAAAGUCUUUUAGUGUUCACAAAGUGGUGAUGGCUUCUUGCAGUGAAUAUGUUCAUAAUGCACUGAAGAAGGAUUCCUCCAUCCAGAGACUGGAGCUCAACGAUAUAUCCCCAGUUGGCCUGGCUACAGUUAUUACAUAUGCUUACUCAGGGAAGCUUACAUUGUCUUUGUAUACCAUUGGUAGUACCAUUGCCACUGCCAACUUUCUAAAAAUUCAGAGCCUUGUAAAGAUGUGCUGUGACUUUUUAAUUCAGGAGGUCAAUGUGGAAAAUUGUAUGUAUGUGGCCAACGUUGCAGACACCUAUGGACUAAAAAACACCAAAGAGGCUGCACAAAAAUUCAUGAGGGACAGUUUUAUUGACUUUUCCGAAACAGACCAGUUCUUGAAACUCACCUACGAUCAGAUCAGCAAUUUCCUGUCGGAUGAUGCCCUACACUUGCCUUCUGAAAUCACAGCAUUCCAUAUAGCAAUGAGAUGGCUGGAUUUCGACCAAAAGAGGAUGAAGUAUGCAGCCGAUUUACUGGGUAACGUACGUUUCGGUACAAUCUCAGCGCAAGACCUGGUGAGCUUUGUACAGACUGUGCCUAGGAUGAUGCAAGAUAGUGAAUGCCACAAGCUUCUUGUGGAUGCCAUGAAUUACCACUUACUUCCAUAUCAACAAAACAUGUUGCAGUCAAGAAGAACAAAGGUGCGUGGUGGCCUCAGAGUCCUAGUCACUGUGGGUGGACGCCUAGCCUCGACUGAAAAGUCCCUCAGCAGAGAUAUCUUGUACAGAGAUCCUGAGAAUAACUGGAAUAGGCUGACCGAAAUGGCUGCCAAGAGUUUUAAUCAAUGUGUGGCUGUCAUGGAUGGAUUCCUUUACGUGGCUGGUGGUGAAGACCAGAAUGAUGCCAGAAACCAGGCCAAGCAUGCGGUCAGUAACUUCUGCAGAUAUGAUCCCCGUUUUAACACUUGGAUCCAUUUGGCUAACAUGACCCAGAAACGUACCCACUUCAGCUUGAAUGCCUUCAAUGGCCUCCUUUUCGCAGUAGGGGGACGCAAUUCAGAUGGCUGUCAAUCUUCAGUUGAAUGUUACGUGCCUACCUCCAACCAGUGGCAGAUGAAGGCACCCCUUGAAGUGCCAAGGUGUUGUCAUGCCAGUUCUAUCAUUGACGGGAAGAUUUUGGUCACCGGUGGCUAUAUCAACAAUGCAUACUCCCGCUCUGUGUGUGCCUAUGACCCGUCAAGUGAUAGCUGGCAAGACAAAGCCAGCCUCAGCACCCCAAGAGGGUGGCAUUGCUCUGUUAGUCUAGGUGACCGUGUCUAUGUCAUGGGCGGCAGUCAGCUUGGAGGUCGUGGGGAGAGAGUUGAUGUUCUAGCAGUUGAAUGUUAUAACCCCCACACUGGGCAAUGGAGCUACUCUGCACCCCUAAAGACAGGGGUUAGCACUGCAGGGGCUGCUGCCCUCAAUAAUAAGAUUUACCUGCUUGGGGGCUGGAACGAGAUUGAAAAGAAGUACAAAAAGUGCAUCCAGUGUUACAACCCUGAUCUCAAUGAAUGGACUGACGAUGAAGAGUUGGCAGAAGCGACAGUCGGCAUCUCGUGCUGUGUUGUUACCAAACCGAGCCACAAAACCCGGGAGUCCAGGGCAAGCUCUGUAUCAUCAGCUCCAGUCAGUAUUUAAAUGUUCAUACUGGAAGGGAAAGUUAGGAGUUACAAUUAGCCAAUCAAGUGCAACCAAGUCAUGUAAGUGUGGGCAUUGCUGAAGAUGAAAAUUCUAAGCAAAGAAUUUCCGAAGUAAACUUUAUGGCUUUUGUCUUCAAAUAUGUAUUUAAAUAAUAUAUAUUUUUUAAUUACCCCCCCCCCCCCCCCACAAGAUAACUUAUGCAUUUAUCUGUAUAUUAUGUACCCCACCCUCUCGCUCACACAUUUUCAAUUUGAAUAUAUCUAUAAUAGAUACCCAAUUCGAUACAUGUCAAGGAAUAUAACAGGAAUGUAAAUAAAACAAAAAUUGAAAAUGGGACCUUCUAAAUGGAGUGAUUUAAUAAAAGAUGAAACAGAAUUGAAAGUUCUAAAAACGUCUUAUUAAUCACGUAAUUGUAAUUUGUUUAUGACUUUAAAUGUUAGAGGAAAUCGUCCACUAUUUAAAAAAUAAUUUUACGUAAUUUAUAACUGUAAAAUUAUAAAACAAAAAAUGCAAUCAAAACUUCAUAGAAGAAUAUAAAAUAAAAAGGGAAUCUAAACAUCUUGAAAUAUUUGAAUUAAAAAAAAUAAUAAUUAAAAAAAAAAAAGCAACUUUAACUGUAAUACCAGGAAGGAAAUAUUAAACAAUUAUUAAAGGCAAUGUCCCCCCUUUUUAUACAAUGAACAUACCGGGGUGUUUUACAUGACUGUAAAAUGUAUCAAAAUGUACAUUUAUAUAGUCCAUGAAUUAUGUACCUAUACACAUUUUAAAGUUGUUAUAAACACACAAUAUUUUUCAAUUUGGGGCCAAUAAUGUGUAUAGUUUUUAUCAGCCCUCUAUUAAAUAAAUAGAAAAGAUGCCCUUCCCACGUUUUAUUCUAGCAAAUGACAACAACUGCAUUGCACUUGGCAAUUACAGCAUUUGUAAUGGAGAAGGGUGCUUUAUUCUUCAUAUUUAUUCACGUCUAAAAUCAGGCCUUGCAUUGCUGUAUGUAAACUGCCUGAUCAACAGUACCCUCUGCUAAAAAAAGAAAAAGGAAGAUACUAUCUGUAUGCAGUUCUGAGCUAGUCCAACCAAUAUAGUGUGUAAAGGUUAAUAAAGGGCUGGUUUGCAAAUGCUGGUAAAAGGGUCACGUUGCAAAAAGAGAAGAGAAACGUGUACAAUGUAUUUGAGGUUUUAUUGUUUAUUGUAUGAGAUUUAUUGUUAUAUGAAAUUAAAAGGGAUUUCACUGGAGGCUGCCCAUAGGGAAUUAGGCAUACCUUUUUAAAAUACGAAGAAAAAGAUUCAUUAAAAAAUGUGAAAAGUUGUAAAAAGCUGAAGGAAUGCAGGUAUCCGACUGGAGCUACUUGGAGUGGCAGUAGUUUACUGCUGCUAGUCUUACACAGUACGCUGUCAAUUAUUGAGUAAAUACAGUGUUGAUAGAAAAGUGGGAAACGUAACCAGAGGCUGAAAGGGAAUAGAAUGGUAUAAAUAUAUAGAGAUGUAUUCUGCCAUUGGGCCGCAAGGGAUAUGGACAAAUUCCAUACGAUUACCUUUCAUGCAUUCUAUGACAACUCACGUUCUUUUAAUUUUAUCAAACUGAAAAUUAUCAUUUGAAAUGAGUGCAGAUACUACUAACCUGGGGACAGUACUAACACUGCAGGCAACCCCAGAAUAACAGUGGUGGAUAUUAAUAUUCUGUCCAGGGGCGUGUUAUUGAGCUCACUUAAUGCAAUGCAAAUGCACUUGAAAAUGUUUACAGCUGAUGUGAAGUUCAUUAAAAUCAUAACUAAAAUAGACCCCAUUGUGUUAAUCUGGGUAUUGUAUAAAUGAAGGCGAUAAACCAACUGCCCUGCACUGUUCACUGUUAAAAGCCCCACAUCUUCAUUAAAGCUUUAUCCAUGAAAAAAA